Molecule: messenger RNA, 1173 nt
Organism: Geodia barretti
Lineage: Eukaryota; Metazoa; Porifera; Demospongiae; Tetractinellida; Geodiidae
Source: the annotation of a GenBank genome assembly
AUGGCUUACGAGCGGAUGAAAGACAAGGUGAUGGAGGAAGUGAAGCGCUUCUUCCGACCCGAGUUCCUCAACCGCCUGGAUGCCACCAUUGUGUUCCAUGCGUUGAGUCGGGAAGAGAUUCACCAAAUUGUGGACUUGAUGAUGAACAUGGUGCGGAGCGAGCUCAAGGACAAGGACAUCGACAUUGAGUUGACCGAGGCCGCCCGCGAGCAUCUGGCGGAGAAGGGGUUCGACCCGGUGCUGGGUGCCCGCCCAUUGCGCCGCCUGAUCCAGAACGAAGUCGAGGACAAGCUGUCCGACGAACUGCUGGGUGGAAACAUUGCAGAAGGCGACACAGCGAUUGUUGAUCUGGACGAAGAUGGGAACGUGGUCGUCAAGGAGCACCUGAUUGGGCAAAGGGUGGAGGAAAUCAAAAGCACCGGUGCGGUGGCGGCCAUGGCGUUUACGCCGGCCACGACCAAGAGAUACAGCUCCCUAGCCGUCGAAGCCGGAGCCGACAUCAUAGUGGUGCAGUCAACGGUAACGACUGCCCGGCAUAUGUCGCGGAGUUACACGGGCCUGAUUUUCUCGGAGUUGAUCAGCUCGCUGAAGGUUCCGGUCGUGGUUGGCAACUGUGUCAGCUACAGCGUGGCCACCGAGCUGAUGGAAACCGGGAUUGACGCCUUGUUGGUGGGAGUCGGCCCAGGCGCGGCCUGCACCACCCGCGAGGUUACCGGCGUCGGCGUUCCGCAAGUUACGGCUACCCUGGAAUGCGCAGCAGCUCGCGAGGAUUACUUCCAACGGACCGGGCGGUAUGUCAGCGUGAUCACUGACGGUCGAAUUCGCACCGGCGGCGAUUUGUGCAAGGCGAUGGCCAGCGGCGGACGGCGUCAUGCUGGGCACUCCCUUCGCUCAGGCCACGGAAGCCCCCGGCCGCGGCUACAACUGGGGCAUGGCCAACGCCCAUCCGGAGUUGCCGCGCGGCACGCGCAUCAACGUGGGCACCAAAGGCACCCUGCAGCAGUUGAUGCACGGCCCGUCCACGUUACCAACGGUACCCAAAACCUGGUGGGUGCGUUGCGCGUGGCGAUGGGUAUGUGCGGAUCGUACACGGUGCGCGAUUUCCACCAGACCGAAAUGAUAGUCGCCCCGGCCAUCAAGACUGAGGGCAAGCAUUUUCAGUUGCUGGGAUAG